Messenger RNA from Anas platyrhynchos (mallard), 1951 nucleotides. RefSeq names its product phospholipid transfer protein (gene PLTP). Gene Ontology annotation, molecular function: phosphatidylethanolamine transfer activity; phosphatidic acid transfer activity; ceramide transfer activity. Lineage: Eukaryota; Metazoa; Chordata; Aves; Anseriformes; Anatidae. Gene Ontology annotation, biological process: high-density lipoprotein particle remodeling; phospholipid transport; ceramide transport. The record is from RefSeq and is a predicted model, not a curated record.
CCGAUCCGCCCGCUGGCUGCGGGUGCUGGCAGGGACCCGCGCUGUGGGGCCGGCAGCCUCCCGUCCCGCUGUCUCCUCCCCGCUGCAGGCCCACAAGGGGUGGCGGCUGGUGGGCUGUAUAAAGGCAGGGGAACCUCAGCCAGCUCAAAAGAAACUCCUGGAGCCACUGGUGCUCUCCCUCCCUCCCUCCCUUCACGUGAUUCAGCUUCCCCACACCAGGGAAGCCGGGGACAAGUCACUGUGCGAGAUGGCUGCCGGCAGCCUCCUCCUCCUCCUCCUCCUGCCCUGCCUGGCCACAGCCUCGCGCAGCCCCCCCGGCUGCAGGAUCCGGAUCACCUCCAAGGGGCUGGACCUGGUGAAGCAGGAGGGGCUGCGCUUCGUGGAGCAGGAGCUGGAGAACAUCACGGUGUCCGACCUGCACGGGCAGGAGGGGCAGUUCCACUACAACAUCAGCCAGGUGAAGGUGCUGGACCUGCAGCUGCCCUUCUCCGAGCUGCGCUUCCAGCCGCGGCAGCACCUCGCCUUCGACAUCAACAACGCCUCCAUCAGCCUGCGCUUCCGCCGCCAGCUGCUCUACUGGUUCUUUUACGACAUCGGGUCCAUCAAUGCCUCUGCUGAUGGCGUCCACAUCCACACGGUGCUGCGGCUGGCCAAGGACGAGGUCGGGCGCCUCAAGAUCUCCAACAUGACGUGCAAUGCCUCCAUCGCCAGGAUGCACGCGGGCUUCUCUGGCACGCUCAGGAAGGUCUACGAGUUCCUGAGCACCUUCAUUGUCACGGGGAUGCGCUUCCUCGUCAGCCAGCAGAUCUGCCCGUCCCUGGAGCACGCCAGCCUGGUGCUGCUGAACUCGCUGCUGGACACGGUGCCAGUGAAGAACUACGUGGAUGACCACAUUGGGAUCGACUACUCCCUCCUGCAGGAUCCGUCCGUCUCCCUGGACACCCUUGACCUGGACUUUAAGGGCAUGUUCUUCUACCGUGGGAGGGAGAGCCAGGAGCUGGAGAACCACGCGGUGGAGCCGGUGAUCAAGGAGACCGAGCGCAUGGUCUACGUCGCCUUCUCCGAGUACUUCUUCGACUCGGCCAUGCACGCCUACUUCCAGGCGGGCGUCCUGGCCAUAGAGCUCGAGGGGGAGAAGGUGCCCAAGGACCUGGAGGUUUUGCUGAGAGCCACCUUCUUCGGGACCAUCUUCAUGCUGAACCCUGCCGUGGUGGAUGCGCCCCUGCGCCUGGUGCUUCAGGUGUCGGCCCCCCCCCGCUGCGUGAUCAAACCCUCGGGCACCUCCGUCUCCGUCUCUGCCUUCCUCAACAUCUCGCUGGUGCCCGCGGGCCGCCCAGCCGUGCAGCUCUCCAGCAUGGCCAUGGAAACGAAGCUGAGCGCCAAGGUGUUCCUGCAGGGGAAGGCGCUGCGCGUGCAGCUGGACCUGCGGCGGUUUCGCAUCUACUCCAAGCAGUCAGCCCUGGAGUCGCUGGCGCUGUUCUCGCUGCAGGCCCCGCUGAAGACCCUGCUGCAGCUCACCAUCAUGCCCAUCAUCAAUGAGAGGACGAGGAAGGGGGUGCAGAUCCCGCUGCCGGAGGGCAUGGACUUCACCAGGGAGGUGGUCACCAACCACGCGGGAUUCCUCACGGUGGGAGCCGAUCUCCACUUCCAGAAGGGGCUGCGGGAAGUGAUUGAGAAAUACCGCGCCGUCCCCGCGACCCCCGCAGCCCCCACCUCGCCUCCCGCAGCGCCCAGCGCAGGGCCCCGCCAGCCGUAGCUCCCCCUCGCUCCUUCACGCUGGACAGAUCCCGGGCUGGACCCGAAGGCUGUAGGUAGGAAGCGGCCCCCCCGGCACCACCAGAACAUCCCGCAGGGUGCCCCGCGCCCUGGUGGGUGGCAGCAAGGCGGAGACAGCUGCUCUGGGAACCCCUGCUGCACCCCCUCGUUACACUAAUAAACCACUCAACGCCAA